Molecule: messenger RNA, 1881 nt
Organism: Branchiostoma floridae (Florida lancelet)
Lineage: Eukaryota; Metazoa; Chordata; Leptocardii; Amphioxiformes; Branchiostomatidae
Product: alpha-2,8-sialyltransferase 8B-like
Exons: 3
Coding region: 83-1264 (393 amino acids)
Biological process (GO): N-glycan processing; oligosaccharide metabolic process
Molecular function (GO): alpha-N-acetylneuraminate alpha-2,8-sialyltransferase activity
Source: RefSeq, a predicted model, not a curated record
UUAAUAUCUAUCGGAAAAUAGCACUCCCGUGUGGAGUGGAAUGCCCCUUUAAGCGUAGCUGGCUCCAGAAUUUUAGCGUACAAUGAAGCCUAGAUUGAAAAUCCAUACUAUAUCUCAUUAUAUGCAUGUACUUAGCCCGACAAGGCAUGAAUUGGCUAUUAUAAUUAUCAAGAUGCAAGGACCAUACAUGAUAUUGAACGUUUUUUCCCAUUUCCUCUCAGAGUGCUGCUCAGUCAUGGUCACGAAAAGACAGUCUGUCCUGUGCCUGGCGUUUGUUGUCACGACCGUGCUACUGGUGGUGAUGGACAAAUGGACAGGCAUGUUCAAGCUUGCCGUGUUCAUGUGGGGCCCAUGCGCUGUUCAUCCUACAAUCCGGUUAGCACUCGAGUCUCAGAACCGAGCCACGGGCACGGUGCACGGCCACUUCAACAUGGAACGAAUUCAUCUAAUCCAAAACAUCACACGAGAGUAUUUCGACCCAAAAAAGAACAUCAUUGAUUUCGAUGACAUCGACGUCUUUUUGGAGAAGUGCAACCCGGCAACAUUCACACGUCUCAACUCUGCAGGGGUGCCCUGUGACGUCACGCACACACACGUCAAUCAUUAUCGGACAUGCGCAGUGGUAGGGAACGGAGGGAUACUGCUGAACAGCGGCUGUGGUGCGGAGAUAGACGCUCACGACUUCGUCAUUCGGAACAACCUCCCGCCAACUGCCCCGUACGCCAACGAUGUUGGGAAGAAGACCGACCUCACAACGAUAAACUAUGCAAAAGUGUGCGAGAUCUUCACCAACUUAGGAUCAGAAAACGAGACUGCGAGAAGAGCUAUCCUUACCCGACUGAGUGAGUCGCCAGGGAUGAUAUUUAGUUAUUCCCUUUCUGCAGUGGGUAGAUGGUCCGAAUACAGUAAACUCAAGGCCAUAGAUCGAGUCAUCAGAGACAACAAAAUCCCCGUUACACUAGCGUUCUCGCACCAGUCUGCAAUGGAAAACAAACGUUUGUACUGCAAACUUGCCGGAAAACGUUGGAAACUCCCGUCCACGGGCCUGAACACCUUCGCCCUGGCCUCGACUUUCUGUGACAGGAUCUCCAUGUACGGGUACUACCCCCUGACAACAUACAACAACAGGAACGUCUCUUACCACUACUAUGACCAAGGAUAUUAUGGUCCCUGGCACAAGAUGGAGGAAGAGUUCGCCAUGUUGCAGGGUUUCCAUAACCUUGGAGUAAUCAGACACGUUAUAGGCGAGUGUAAUUCUGACUGAAGAGCGUCUAGAGGGCAAUUAUUUGUUCAAUGUUAUAUUACACUAGUUUCCUAGUGACAGAAAGCACAGUUCUAUCAUAAAUUCAAACUUUCUGCGAAACUUUUGUGUGUUUUAAAACUUUCUACAAAACUGUUGUGUGCCAUAUUUUCUCUAAGCCGGUAGUAUAGGUGUGAACAUGAGCCUGGCUGUGUAAAUUUGUCUAAAAGUGCAAAAUGUGGCACAACAUAUUCCAAACAAGCGUGAAACAUGCAAAGGAACAGAUUUUGAGAUAUGGUCAUCUUAACUUCUGCCCUGGAGAACGCUGGCGGCAUUUUGUGGUUUAAAUACCUGAUAUAAUCGAGUCCAUUCCAAGUCACCACAAGGGGUUUUUGACAAUACUAGAAAGAAUUUUGAAUUGUUUUCAAUGAAAGAAUAUCAAAGCCACAAUUGUUAUAAUUGUUUCACAAAAGAUUGAAUAAGAUAGUUGAAUAUGAGACUUUGAAUCUAUAUGAAUUUUUUUGAAUACUUAACCGUACAAAAUGUCUUUAAAGUUUUGUUGCAUCAAUAUUCAAACAUCUACGUGAUUAUUUCAUAUAUCAUAUAUAUUUACAAAUAAAUGCAUUUGUCUGUGAAAUCAA